Messenger RNA from Macrosteles quadrilineatus (aster leafhopper), 1347 nucleotides. RefSeq lists its product as uncharacterized. The coding region runs from base 1 to 1347 and encodes 448 amino acids. Gene Ontology annotation, biological process: DNA integration. The record is from RefSeq and is a predicted model, not a curated record. Lineage: Eukaryota; Metazoa; Arthropoda; Insecta; Hemiptera; Cicadellidae. Gene Ontology annotation, molecular function: nucleic acid binding. The transcript has 4 exons.
AUGAAGAUGCUGGCGAGAAGUUAUGUCUGGUGGCCAGGCAUGGAAAAGUCGAUUGAGGACGUAGUGGCUUCUUGUUCUGCUUGUCAGUUAACUAGGAAUUCGGUACCUAAAGUACCGUUGCAGCAAUGGCCUACAACAUCAACUCGAUGGCAGAGGAUACACAUUGACUUUGCGGAGGAUCCAGAGUCGAGACAGCAACUUUUAGUUUUGAUUGACACAUACUCUAAAUGGUUAGAUGUAUUUAUCAUGAGUUCCAUGAAUUCUUCCAAGGUGAUUGAGAAACUCCGUACCUUGUUUUCAUCGUAUGGAUUGCCUGUCGAACUGGUGUCGGACAACGGAAGAUCUUUUACUAGUCAAGAGUUCAAAACCUUUUUGCAUAACAACAAUGUGAAGUUCACAUUAACUCCCCCGUAUCAUGCGGCUUCAAAUGGAUCUGCAGAGAGAAGUGUUCAGGAGGUCAAGAAAAACCUUUUGCGUCAAGUGAUUGAGGAACAUCAGCGUUCUCAGCGUACCACUCUUCAAAUGAAAUUAGAUAAUUUCUUGUUUGCGUACCGCAACACUCCAAAUACAGUUACUGGCUUAACCCCUGCAGAAAUGUUCCUGUCUUGGAAGCCUCGUACUCAGUUGGUUAUGUUAAAACCCAAUCUCCAGUCAUCCAUUCAUCAAAAACACAGGGAACAAAAAGAUGCAGCUGAUAGGCUUAGGGGAAGAAGCAGAUUUUUCUCAGAAGGUCAGGCAGUCUAUGUCAAAACUGUCCGAAAUGAAAAGAUAUCUUGGGUUCCUGGCAAAAUAAUUCUAAAGAGAAGUCCGGUCACCUAUCUGGUGAGUGUUAUUGGUGGAAAACCCCGAUUUUGUCAUGCGGAUCACUUGAGAGCUCGGUAUGCAGAAGAGGAGGAGAUUUUUGUAUCACCCAAGGAUCCCGUUGUAUCACCCCAAGCCUACUACCAGUCCCAGGGAGAGCCUAGGGCAAGCCCAGCCUCAGCCAACUCCUGCGUCGCCGCUAGCACAGUGCAGCCCACCACCCUCGCUGAGGAAGUCUGCACGGACUGUGCGAAAGCCUCACAGGCUGGACUUGAUGAUCCCACCGAGAGACAACCUAGACAGGCCAAAGAGGCGGAUCUACCAACUGAUGUGAUCGGAACUCGGGAUGUUGCUUCUCCGACGUCCAGUGCACCUGGUCAAGACACACAACCUACAACUCCUGACAUCUCACUCCACAAUGACCUCAACACAACAAAUGAAAAAGAAGCUGAAAUACCCAAGAGUUUGAUUUCUGUAGAAAGUGAAGAAAUUAUAAUUGAUAACAGUUUUACUGAUGUCGCAGAAUGUAUCUGGUCUCUUCUGUGA